AUGGCUGAUACCGAAAAUGGCGGCACUGCUAUGCGCAGCAUGUCCAAGGACGAAGGCCGUUUGCGAGAAUUGGGUUAUAAGCAGGAGUUAAAGCGCGACUGGUCGCUGAUUCACAAUUUCGGCGUUUCCUUCAGUAUCAUCUCCGUCAUCACGGGAAUCACCACCCUUUUCAGUUAUGGAUUGAAUACCGGAGGACCAGGAGUCAUGUCGUGUGGAUGGAUCGUUGUUUCUUUUUUCACAUUCUUUGUUGGAUUGGGCAUGGCCGAGAUUGUCAGUGCCAUCCCAUCUGCGGGAGGUCCGUAUUUUUGGGCCGCGAUUCUGGCUCCGCAACAAUGGGCUCCUUUUGGGAGUUGGGUUACCGGUUGGUUCAAUUUGCUCGGUCAAGUUGCAGUCACAACCGGUAUUACCUUUGGUUGUGCUGGACUGAUCUCUACAUUGGCCAGCAUCAAUGGAUAUGAGCCGUCCGCUGGACGAACGUUGGGAAUCUAUGCGGCACUUCUCUGUUCGCACGGGAUCGUCAACUCAUUUGGCGUUCACAUUUUGCGCUAUCUGAACAACACGUCGAUUAUUCUGCACUCCCUGGGAGUCUUUUCCUUUGCUGUUGCCGUGGUGGCCAAGGCUCCCCACCACCAAUCGGCCAAAUUCGUCUUUGCCACCUUUUACGAUGGCACGGGUGACCCAGGCUGGUCAGUUCGAGCUUCUUCAGCCUAUGUUGCUUGUAUAGGCAUUCUCAUGUCUCAGUACACCAUCACCGGUUUUGAUGCCAGCGCCCAUCUUUCCGAGGAAACACAGAACGCGUCUUGGUCGGCACCCAUUGGGGUUUUGAUGUCGAUCGGCUGCUCCGCAUUAUUUGGAUGGUUCCUCAUUCUGUGCCUUCUCUUCAGCAUCCAAGACUUCGACCGUACCAUCGAUUCCGACUAUGGACAACCGGUCCUCCAAAUCUUGGUCGACGUGUUUGGUAAAUCAGGGGCGAUUGUGCUUUUUGUCCUCGUCAUAAUCUGUGUCUGGCAUUGCGGUCUCUUCAGUUUGACUUCUAAUUCUCGGAUGAUGUUCAGCUUUGCCCGCGACGGGGGGAUCCCACACUUCUUCCACAACGUGGACGCUCGAUUCCGAAGCCCGAUCAGAACCAUCUGGCUCGCGGCCGUAUUGGCGUUUCUUCUGGCGAUUCCCAGCGUCGGAUCAUCGGUGGCCUUUGCGGCAGCCACUUCGAUCGCCACGAUUGGGCUUUAUAUCUCCUACGGCCUGCCCAUCUUGAUUGGCAUGAUCAACCCUGAAGGAUUUAUACAUGGUCCCUUUAACCUGAAGUGGGCCUCACGCCCCGUUGCCCUUAUCGCCUGCCUCUGGAUCGGAUUCAUCACCGUCAUUUUCUGUCUUCCUGAGCUCAACCCGGUGAACAGCCAGACGCUGAAUUAUACACCAGUCGCGGUGGGUAUUAUCGCCGUGUGGUGCCUUACUAGUUGGGUUUUGUGGGCUCGAAAGUGGUUCAAGGGCCCUAUUCGUCAAGUGGAGGCCGAAGUCGCUGGAGUAAAUGUUGAUGAUCCCGAUGCGAUGGAUCGUGCGGAACGAGAAGGGAGAAUCCCACAAGUGGAUGCGAUUGAGGGUGGUAAGGAGAAGAGUCUUUUGACGGCUAUGAAGCAGAAUUACAAUUGA
Messenger RNA from Rhinocladiella mackenziei CBS 650.93, 1650 nucleotides. RefSeq lists its product as uncharacterized. Gene Ontology annotation, molecular function: transmembrane transporter activity. Gene Ontology annotation, cellular component: membrane. The record is from RefSeq and is a predicted model, not a curated record. The transcript is spliced from 3 exons. Gene Ontology annotation, biological process: transmembrane transport. Bases 1 to 1650 code for a protein of 549 amino acids. NCBI's taxonomy places the organism in Eukaryota, Fungi, Ascomycota, Eurotiomycetes, Chaetothyriales, Herpotrichiellaceae.